This is a messenger RNA of Anopheles aquasalis, 1133 nucleotides long. It is a transcript of the gene Vps37B, whose product is annotated as vacuolar protein sorting 37B. NCBI's taxonomy places the organism in Eukaryota, Metazoa, Arthropoda, Insecta, Diptera, Culicidae. Gene Ontology annotation, biological process: ubiquitin-dependent protein catabolic process via the multivesicular body sorting pathway; protein targeting to membrane; protein targeting to vacuole. Gene Ontology annotation, cellular component: ESCRT I complex. The record is from RefSeq and is a predicted model, not a curated record.
UUAUAAAAACAAAGCAAAAAGAAAAGAAAAGCAAAAAGUGCGUCUCGGUUGGUUCUUGAUUUCGGGGCACUUGAGAUUCGGCAGGCCAGGGGCUCAACGCAGGGCCAGCACGCGAGGGACGAUGUAUCAACCGAUUCUGAACCAGGCGAUCCAAUCGCUGCAGACGCUGAGCUCCGAGGAGCUGCGAACCCUGCUGGACGAUGACGAUAAGCUGGACGAGCGGGUUGAUGAAGCGGUAAAAUCCAUGGAAGCCUCAAAGGAAACGGUACUGAACGAAAACCGUAAGCUGGCCGAAAAGAAUUUAAGCCACGAACCAAAGAUGAUCGAGCUGCGCUCUCGGGUCCAAGAGCUCUCGGAAGAGGGCCGGAAGUUGGGUGCUUCGGUGAAUGAAAAAGUGAACGAGCUCAAAUCAAAAUCGAACAAGACGAACCCGGAAACGCUACUCGCUCUGCUACAGACUGCCGCCGCGGAAACCGAAGAAGAGACGGAACAGCUUGUGAAACAGUUUCUCGACAGCGAGUUUACGGUGGAGGUGUUUCUGGACAAAUUUAUGGGACUCCGGAAUCUGAUGCACCUUAGGAAGCUGAAGGCAGAAAAGAUGACGGAAUUGCUGCAACGCCGGCCUACGACCGUACACAGCCGCGUCCCUGCUGCAGGGCCUCCGUCGUAUGUUCAACCGUUUACCGGAUCUCCCUUCUCGUCGCCGCUUCAGCGCAACAGCGGUCCCUCUUCUUCAACGUUCUAUCUGCCUCCACCGUCAAUGCCGGGACCAUCGGGUGGUGCUGUCCCUUAUCCGGUUGGUCUACCACCGAUGCCGAUGGUACCGAUGCCAAUGUUCCGGCCUCCUGGAAACUAUUGAUACAAUACUCUACUGUGCCACCGUUGGCUUACUUGGGGUGCAAGUGGCUUGGUUCUACAUAUGAUGAUCGGAUUAAUGGACUGUUUGAAACGCUUCACACAAGGUAAAGAGAUAGGAUCUACAAAUACUGUGCCCGUCUGCAUUUCGCUGGCGUGAUCUGUUAAGUUAGGAACGAACGGGAGAAUCGUGCGAUGGUUAGUCGGUGCAAAGAAUUUAAUGCGACAAAAAACGAUUUGAUUAUUCGAAUGAAGUAAAGAUUUAAGUUUAACGCUUC